CAGCUCCCAUCCAUCCCUCCUCCUCCUCUUGCUGCUCUCCAUCCUUCCCCUCCCUCUCCCCCUCUGCCAGUUCUUACUGUACAACUAGUACACACACACACACACACACACGUACACACACACACGCUUCCACACACUCCUGGACCAGCAGUCAGCAUGGAGGUCAGCUAACCCCUACCGGUGGCAUUCAUCCACACACACACACACAUGCAUGUACCACCGUGUGGCUUCACACAUAGGCAGCUUCCAGCUAGAAGCUCCAGUGUUAUCCUUCUCCUCCUCCUUCUUCCUAUUGCUGCUGCUGCCACCCCAUCUCUAAAGCCUGGCCAUUCAUCAGGAAAGCACCAAGGACCCCCCCAAGCCUCUCCUCUCUGCCUUACCCUCUACGGACCCUGGGGCGAUGUCCAAAAGCCUGAAGAAGAAAAACCACUGGACCAACAAAGUCCAUGAGAUUGUGAUUGACAGGAGCCUGGAAGGGGAGCUGGGCUUUGACAUCCGAGGGGGGGCUGAAAAUGGUCAAUUCCCGUACCUGGGAGAGGUAAAGCCCGGCAAGGUGUCCUACCAGAGUGGCAAACUGGUGCCUGAGGAACUAAUCCUGGAAGUCAACGACACCCCGGUGGCCGGGCUCACCAUAAGGGACGUGCUGGCUGUCGUCAAACAUUGCAAGGAGCCCAUCAGGAUCAAGUGUGUGAAACAAGGAGGCAUUGUUGACAAAGACCUUCGCCGCUACCUCAAUUUACGUUUCCAGAAAGGUUCAGUAGAUCAUGAACUGCAGCAAAUCAUACGAGACAACCUCUACCUCCGAACAGUGCCAUGCACCACAAGGCAGCCUAAAGAAGGGGAGGUGCCGGGUGUGGAUUACAACUUCAUUACAGUGGAAGCGUUUAUGGAAUUAGAGAGAAGUGGAGCACUGCUAGAGAGUGGUACUUAUGAAGAAAAUUACUACGGCACUCCAAAGCCUCCAGCUGAACCUGCUCCACUUUUAUUAAAUGCAACAGACCAUAUAUUUCCUGGUGGCAUUCCAAGAGUUGAGGGGAAACGCAAGCGCAAUAAAUCUGUAAGCAACAUGGAGAAGACUGGGAUUGAACCUCCAGAAGAGGAGGAAGAAGAGAGACCUGUAAUAAAUGGAAAUGGAGUAGCUGUAACACCAGAAUCAAGUGAACAUGAAGACAAGAGUACAGAUGCCUCAGGUGAGAUUUCAUCCCAGCCUUAUACCACCCCAUUGUACUGCCAGCCUGACACAGAGUCUAAAAGCAGCACGGAGCUCAAGAAACAACUGAAGCCUGAUGAAAAUGAUGAGCUGGGGAUCUUGCCUGAUAAUUGGGAGAUGGCGUACACCGAGAAAGGAGAAGUCUACUUUAUUGACCACAACACAAAGACAACGUCAUGGCUGGAUCCUCGGCUAGCAAAGAAAGCAAAACCCCCAGAAGAGUGCAAGGAGAAUGAGCUUCCGUAUGGCUGGGAGAAAAUUGAUGAUCCCAUCUAUGGCACUUACUACGUUGAUCACAUAAACAGAAGAACACAGUUUGAGAAUCCAGUGUUAGAAGCAAAACGGAAACUCCAACCGCACAACAUGCCCACAACAGAACUGGGGACCCAGCCGAUGCCGGCCCAGGUGUUUAGAGAAAAGCCGCUUUUUACACGAGAUGCAUCACAGUUGAAAGGGAAUUUUUUAAGCACUACACUAAAGAAAAGUAACAUGGGCUUUGGAUUUACCAUCAUUGGGGGAGAUGAACCUGACGAGUUUCUGCAAGUUAAAAGUGUCAUUCCUGAAGGACCUGCAGCCCAAGAUAACAAAAUGGAAACAGGUGAUGUCAUUGUCUAUAUUAAUGAAGUUUGUGUUCUCGGGCACACACAUGCAGAUGUGGUAAAACUCUUCCAGUCAGUUCCAAUUGGUCAGAGCGUCAAUUUGGUGCUAUGCCGAGGAUACCCCCUGCCCUAUGAUCCCGAAGAUCCUGCAAGCAGCUUGGCUCCUCCUUUGGCAGUAAUAGAAAGGCCUCCAGUGGUGGUAAAUGGACGAAAUAAUUAUGAGACCUAUUUGGAAUACAUUUCUAGGACGUCUCAAUCUGUACCAGAUGUAGCAGAAAGACAAAUGCCUUCUUUGCACUCCAUCCCAGCAGAUGGUCAGAUUGAAAAUACAUUUCCUCCACCUCCACCUGCACAUGAUGAUAAUGUAUCCAUGGCUUCUUCUGGAGCCACUCAAGCAGAACUUAUGACCUUAACCAUUGUGAAAGGGGCACAGGGCUUUGGCUUCACAAUAGCAGACAGUCCAACGGGACAACGAGUGAAGCAAAUUCUAGACGUUCAGGGAUGCCCCGGUUUAUUCGAAGGGGAUCUAAUAGUUGAGAUCAACCAGCAGAAUGUACAGAAUCUGAACCAUUUAGAAGUAGUAGAGUUGCUAAAAGAAUGUCCUGUGGGAAGUGAGACUUCUUUGGUAAUUCAUAGAGGAGGUUUCUUCUCUCCUUGGAAAAGUUCCAAGCCUAUGAUGGAACGUUGGGAAAAUCAAGGAAGCCCCCAGACUAGUUUAUCAGCACCAUCAAUACCACCCACUCUCCCAUACCCACCAACCUUACAUAGAGGUUCAUUUCCUGAUUCUACAGAGGCCUUUGACCCAAGAAAACCUGACCCCUAUGAACUUUAUGAGAAAUCAAGAGCAAUUUAUGAAAGUAGGCAGCAAGUGCCCCCCAGAGCUGGUUUCAGAGCGGAUCCUGCCGGUCCUGACUACAAAGAGUUAGAUGUGCACCUUCGACGGCAAGAGUCUGGCUUUGGCUUUAGAAUACUUGGUGGUGAUGAACCUGGCCAGCCUAUUUUAAUUGGUGCUGUGAUAGCAAUGGGCUCAGCAGACAGAGAUGGCCGGCUACGGCCUGGUGAUGAAUUGCUGUAUGUAGAUGGAAUUCCAGUUGCUGGUAAAACUCACCGAUAUGUGAUUGAUCUUAUGCAUAAUGCUGCUCGUAAUGGACAAGUCAAUCUUACUGUGAGAAGAAAAGUGCUAUCAAUAGGCGAUAAUUGCCCAGAAAAUGGCAGGAGUCCGGGCUCUGUGUCAACACAUCACAGUUCCCCUAGAAGUGACUCUGCAUAUCCAAACAGUAAUCAUACUACACAAAGCAAUGCUUCUCCUCCUGAGGGUUUUGCCACCCAGAACUCACAAUCAAGUGAUGUGGUCAUCCAUCGAAAAGAAAAUGAAGGGUUUGGCUUUGUAAUUAUCAGCUCCUUGAACAGACCAGAAUCAGGAGCCACAAUAGCUGUACCACAUAAAAUUGGUCGAAUUAUUGAAGGAAGCCCUGCAGAUCGCUGUGCAAAGCUGAAAGUUGGAGACCGGAUUUUAGCUGUGAAUAGCCAGUCUAUAAUUAACAUGCCUCAUGCAGAUAUUGUUAAACUUAUUAAAGAUGCAGGUUUAAGUGUAACACUAUGCAUUGUUCCUCAGGAGGAUUUAAACAGUCCAGCGUCUGCACCCAGUUCAGAGAAGCAGAGUCCUAUGGCCCAGCAGCACAGCCCCAUGGCGCAGCAGAGUCCAGUAGCCCAGCACAGUCCAGUAGCACAGCCUCCUCCCCCACAGCCGCUGCAGUUACAAGGCCAUGAAAAUAGUUACAGGUCAGAGGUAAAAGCCAGACAAGAUGUAAAGCCAGACAUUAGGCAGCCACCUUUUACGGACUACCGUCAGCCAUCAACAGACUACAGGCAGCCUCCUGUAGAUUAUAGACAUCCACCAGUACUCGAUUACCAGCAACCUCCUCCUUUGGACUACAGGCAACCUCCUCUAAUAGAUUACCGGCAACAUUCUCCUGACACUAGGCAGUAUCCACUCCCUGAUUACCGACAGUUCCAGCUCUGUGAUAUGGAACUUUGGGAUUAUGACUAUUUCACGGUAGAGAUGGAGAAGGGAGCUAAAGGAUUCGGCUUCAGCAUACGGGGAGGCAGAGAAUACAAGAUGGACUUGUAUGUGCUCAGACUAGCAGAGGAUGGCCCUGCAAUACGAAAUGGGAGGAUGAGGGUCGGUGAUCAAAUCAUAGAAAUCAACGGGGAAAGCACACGAGACAUGACACAUGCUAGAGCAAUAGAACUCAUUAAAUCCGGAGGAAGAAGAGUAAAGCUGUUACUAAAGCGUGGAACAGGGCAGGUCCCAGAGUAUGACGAACCAAACUCCUGGAGUUCACCCUCUGCCACCUCCCCAGGGCCGGAAGUAGGAGUUUCUCUUGAAGACAUGAUUGCACCAUUAUCUUCAUCACAUUUAGCCUUGCCCUCUGACCCUACUCACCAGAUACACCCAGAGCCAGCAUGGGAUAUCUACAGGGAACAAGACAUGGGAAAACCAAAGGAGCUUACUGCAAAUGGUCAUAAAAAGAAACGGCUGGGAGAGUCGAGAGAGAGAUCAACAAGCCCGAAGAAAGUAGAUAGGUCCAGACGUGAGGAGAACUUCAAAAAAGAAUUUGAAGAUGGAAAACAGAAAAAAUCUGAGAGUAGCAAGACCAUUUCUGCAGGGAAAGGAAAUGUAAAAAAUGUUGGUGAAGUGGGAGAGUGCAGGUAUACUGCAGUCAGUGACAGUGGUGGACGGACCUCUAGGUCCACUGAAGCAAGCCGUGAAGGAAUCUUCUGUACAAAAGACAUAUAUAAGGAUGCAACAAGUGAUAAGAAAUCAGUGACAGCUCUUGAGCAGAUUAGAUCAGAUUCAGGUGGGGUAUCAAAGAUGUACAGUAGCAAUAUGUCCAGCUGUCGAGCAAGUGCCAUGGACCAAGAUGAGAGAGAUGCUGAAGCUAAAUGCAGCGAGACUCAAAAGGAAGGGCCUCCGCAUCCCAGUAACAACCGCAGCACCAACACUGCACCUCGGAAAGCAACUGUCUCACCAGGACCAUGGAAAAUUCCUGGCUCUGAUAAGCUACCUAACAGCCUGAAAUCUGGCUCUUCAGCCAUGAGCAGAUAACUGAAUCUCUGACAGUUCCCUUUACUUGUUUCACGUAGACUUGGAAAAUUUAUUUUCCUUAGCUUCUGUCUCAGAUAAUUUAAUUUUCUUUUAUUUAUUUUAGUUUUCACAUGCAUUUACCUACACAAACCCAUCUUGGGACCAGACGCAUAUAUUUUGUAUUUCUGUAAGGUUGUGCACAAUGUCUAAACAGUAUAAAGAAGUAACUACAGUUGAUGCAAAGCUGUACACCAGUAGUCGGAUCUCUCAGGUCCUUAUCUCUGGGGUCCAGCAGCUAUGGAAGAACCAAAACAACAGGGAGUGCACCAGAGGCAAACAGUGCAGUGUAGCUUUAGUAUGUAUUUUUUCACUGUAUGAAGGAUUCGGGAACCACUCCAGUCUUGUCUGUAGCAAAUCAAAAAGGACAAACAUAGAGCAAUCACAAACUGGAACAUCGCCUUAAAUCAAACUGCACUGAGUAAGAUGAAGGAGUAAAUGAAUUAUGCCUUGUAAUUUGACGAUGGUAUUGUAAAUAUACUGCUAUCAGCAUAUCUAGACAGGGGUUAAGGUAUUUCUCUGAAGCUUUGAGUCUGCAAACUAUAAUGUGUUCAGUAGGAACCUCUCUCCAUUAACCCGCCUGAUUCUCAUAGCAUAUGUAGGUAGGUGUGUGCUGCCCAUUAACUUGGAAGGUUAGUGUGCUGACUGAUGUGGCUCCAUUUUUAUUACCAUUUUAUGUGAAUACGUCAUAUCUGUACAUUUCAAAAAAGUAAAACUGGAUUUAAAUCUGUACAUCUGCACACGUUCAAGUGUACACUUAUUGUACAGUGCAUAAAAGGUUCUCAGAUAUAACCUAAUUAUUCUGGGAUAACAGAUGAGAAUUUUAAAAAACACAAAUCAGUUUUGAACAAGAUUUCAUAAGAAUAAAAACAUAAUGUUCCUCACUAAAUCUCCCACCAUAUGCAAAAUUUGUUAAAUUGAAAACCUACCGGCUAGGAAAUAUAGUACAAGGUUGAAUUUAGCUAAAGCAUGCAAACUUCCGGAUGAUAUUUUAUGAUGCUGCAUUGUGGGCAAUAGUAGCACCUUGAGUUAUCCAAAUCAAUCACACAGAGCUACUUUUAACAUGUCAAAAUGAGUAUGGGGAUCCCUUGUCAUAUUCUUACAAAACUCCUACCUAUGAGUGCAAACCCAUGUGCUCUAGGAUUCUAAAAAAAAAAAAAAAAACUAGAAAUUCAGGUCAUCAUUGACAAAUAGAAGAAGACAUAAAAAAUGUUUUUCCUUUUUUGCCUUAUACUCCACCAUACAAUUAUCUGGAUUCCAUUAUCACUAUAUGGAGGAGACUUGUGAAAUCGCAACUGCACUUUCAAAGGGAUUGCUAUAUUUCUAAUGCAACCAAGAACAGUUUAUUGAGAAGCAUAUUUUCAUGAAAGUAUUAUACCUAGAUAUCUAAGAGAUGAAGAAAUUAUAUAUUACCUGGAUGUCUGAGGCAGGAUAAGGGUGCAUUUCAUUUCAUAUUACUAACUAUGCUUUUCAUUCAAUGUGCAAUUUUUAUAGAAUGUCUGUUGCUGAUCUUGGGUAUCAUCUAGUUCUGUUCCAAUAAAUGGUACAUGGUGUUUUAUGUUCUACCUGUGUAAGGCUUGGGGCAAGAACAAAGGCUUUUGAAAGCUAGUUAAAACUGAGUCUUCAGCUUUAAAAAUAAGUCACCAUCCACAAUAAUAAAGCACAAAUACAGAGCAUUUUACCAAUGUUCAUACCAUUUCUUGCCAGUUAGUCUCAGAAUAGGCCAACAUCAUUAACUUGCCGAAUCCAGUUUUGGAAAAUGCUUCUGUAGUGAAGUGCAUGUCCCAGUGACCUUAAUUCUAGUUUUCCACCAAUAACAAAAGAAAAACAGAGUCAUGAAAUCUAAAACACUAUACUUGCAUAAACUCUAUUUGCAGAGUGUAUUGCAAUGGCCCAUGCAGUAACUGUGUUAUGCAGCUAGAACUGAUAACUUUGAAAGACAGCACGUCAUCUAAACCCCAUUCCAGAUAAUAAUUCUGUGUAGUGUUCGCUGUGAAUUUACCUUGUACAGCUGUAUCUCUAUAAAUAUAAUUCCAUGUAUUAAUAGUCACAGAAAGGCUGUAAGUGAGCAACUAUUUUUAUGAAAUGCACCACUAUGGUUAAAUUAACUUUUACAUAAAUCUUGUUUACUGUAUGAUAUUCUAAAACACUGUCAAAUAAAAUAUAUAUCCAAAAAUCUAAA
Molecule: messenger RNA, 7136 nt
Organism: Rana temporaria (common frog)
Lineage: Eukaryota; Metazoa; Chordata; Amphibia; Anura; Ranidae
Gene: MAGI2
Product: membrane associated guanylate kinase, WW and PDZ domain containing 2
Exons: 23
Coding region: 401-4918 (1505 amino acids)
Biological process (GO): receptor clustering; signal transduction
Cellular component (GO): cytoplasm; dendrite
Molecular function (GO): type II activin receptor binding; SMAD binding; beta-1 adrenergic receptor binding
Source: RefSeq, a predicted model, not a curated record